AUGGAAGACUAUAAAUAUUUAUUUAAAGUGGUGCUUGUUGGUAAUGCUGGCGUUGGUAAAACGUGUCUUGUACGUAAAUUCACGCAGGGCAUUUUUCCACCUGGGCAGAGUGCUACAAUCGGUGUUGAUUUUAUGAUUAAAACUGUUAAAGUUGAUGAUGACAAAAUAAAGCUCCAAAUAUGGGAUACAGCUGGACAAGAACGUUUCCGUUCAAUUACUCAAAGUUAUUACCGGUCUGCACAUGCCAUAGUGCUAGUUUAUGAUGUAGCUUGCCAACCAAGUUUUGAUUGCUUACCAGAAUGGCUUGGUGAAAUCGAGCAAUAUGCCAAUCGACGAGUGCUAAAAAUACUAGUAGGGAAUAAAAUAGAUAAAGAAGAUGAACGUGAGGUACCGGAAAGGAUAGGAAAGAAUUUUGCAGAUGCUAAUGCUUUUGAUUAUUUCCUCGAAACUUCAGCGCUUGAUGCAACCAACGUUGAUACUUUAUUUCAUGAAGUUGCCACUCGAUUAACAAAUGAUAUGAAGAAAAAUGAUGGAAGAUACUUAGAUUUGAAAAAUGGAAAGGAUUCCGGAUCGAUAAGUUUGUUGGGCCGAGUUACCAUGCAGGCAAACUCUUGCUGUUCAAGAAAUUGA
This is a messenger RNA of Brugia malayi, 630 nucleotides long. RefSeq names its product Ras-related protein Rab-30, putative (gene Bma-rab-30). Gene Ontology annotation, cellular component: trans-Golgi network. The record is from RefSeq and is a predicted model, not a curated record. NCBI's taxonomy places the organism in Eukaryota, Metazoa, Nematoda, Chromadorea, Rhabditida, Onchocercidae. Gene Ontology annotation, molecular function: GTPase activity; GTP binding. Bases 1 to 630 code for a protein of 209 amino acids. The transcript is spliced from 5 exons.